UAUUCAUUUUUUUUUUAUCCCUUUAAAUUUUGCAAAAAAUGGAUACACGUGGAUAGCCUCCACUCCACAUUAUCAAGAUCACCAUCACCAACAUUCUCAUUGAGGAGGAAAAUUUCAUGCCAUCGAAAACUUAUCAGAAGGAGAAACAAAGCAUCACUGAAUUAAAACCAUUUACUCACGUCGAGUUGAAGUGAAGAUUUCUUGAACAGUAUAAUCGGUGAUCUUCAUGAUGAGUACAGACCAACAGGAAAUCUGAUUUGUUUUUUAGUCGAGGAAAUUCUUAUAAGAGGAAGUUAAUUUUCUUGCCAAGAUACACACAAGAAAAGUUGCUGAGUGUUGAACAUCAUGUUGCAAUUCUUCAUCAAUGGCCUUCCCCUAUUCUUCUUCUUCUUCUUCUUCUUCAUCUCAUUUUUAGUUCUUAAAUGGCUCUUGAAUCCUCCUAUACAAAAAAACCUCCCACCUUCACCACCAAAGCUUCCAAUUCUUGGAAACCUCCACCAACUAGGCUUGUAUCCUCACCGCUCCCUGCGCUCGUUGGCUCAAUGUUAUGGCCCCCUCAUGCAACUCCGCUUUGGAAGCAUCCCUGUUCUUGUUGCCUCAUCUGCAGAUGUUGCAAGGGAGAUCAUGAAAACCCAUGAUCUCACUUUCUCAAACAGACCAAAGUUUAACAUUGCCGAUAAACUUCUCUAUGGAGGGCAGGAUGUGUCCACAGCACCUUAUGGUGAGUAUUGGAGGCAGAUGAGAAGCAUUUGUGUGCUUCAGCUUUUAAGUACCAAGAGGGUGCAAUCAUUUCGAAGUGUAAGAGAAGAAGAAAUCGCCAUCUUUGCCAAGAAGAUCAAAGAAUCUGCUUACUUGUCAUCUCCAGUUAAUUUAAGCGAAACCUUUGCAUCUCUUACAAAUGAUAUUGUAUGCAGGGUGGCUUUAGGAAGGAAGUACAGUGAAGGUAAGAGCGGGAAGAAGUUUAAGGAGUUAUUAGGGGAGUUCAUGGAAUUGUUAGGUACUUUCACUGUGGGGGACUUUAUCCCAUGGCUUGGUUGGGUAAAUGGUAUAAACGGCUUUGAUGCGAAAGUGGAGAAAAUUUCCAAAGAGUUUGAUACAUUUCUAGAUGAAGUAGUUGAAGAGCAUAUGGAUACUGCAAAAAGAAGAAGCAACGCUAAUCAUAGAAAUGUAGAAAGUGAAGACAAGAAAAAUUUUGUGGAUGUUCUGCUUAAGCUUCAAGAGGAUAACAUGGCCGGAUUUUCCAUGACCAAAGUUAACAUUAAAGCCCUCAUCUUGGAUAUGUUUGCUGCUGGAACUGAUACUACUUACACAGUGCUAGAAUGGGCAAUGUCAGAGCUCCUGAGGCACCCCAGAGUGAUGAAGGAAGUGCAAAACGAGGUAAGAAGAAUUGGCAAUGGCAAAGCACAGAUAACAGAAGGUGAUUUGGAUCAAAUGAAUUUCCUGAAGGCAGUGAUCAAAGAGACUCUAAGGUUAUAUCCUCCAAUUCCAUUACUAGUUCCACGAGUAUCGACCCAAGAUGUCAAAAUAAAAGGAUACGACGUAGUUGCUGGUUCAACGGUAUUUACCAAUGCAUGGGCGAUUGGGAGAGACCCUAAGCGAUGGGACCAACCUGAGGAAUUUAGGCCUGAGAGAUUCUUGAAUAGCAGUAUAGAUUUCAAAGGACAUGAUUUCGAACUGAUUCCAUUUGGAGGUGGCAGGAGAGGCUGCCCUGGAAUUUUAUUUGCCAUGACAACAAAUGAGCUAGUUUUGGCAAAUCUUGUCAACCAGUUCAACUGGGCAUUGCCUGGUGGUGCCAGCGGGAAAGAUCUGGACAUGACCGAAUGUCCUGGUCUUACCAUCCAUAGAAAAUUUCCUCUUCUUGCUAUUGCAACUCCAAGGCCUUGAUCACCCAUAAAAAUAGACAAAAUUAAGGUUUAAAUUCUUAAUAUUAAAAAACUGUAAAUUUAAGUCUCAUUAAUCGAAUUAUUAUAUUGAUUUCA
Molecule: messenger RNA, 1979 nt
Organism: Hevea brasiliensis (rubber tree)
Lineage: Eukaryota; Viridiplantae; Streptophyta; Magnoliopsida; Malpighiales; Euphorbiaceae
Product: cytochrome P450 736A117
Exons: 3
Coding region: 346-1884 (512 amino acids)
Molecular function (GO): oxidoreductase activity, acting on paired donors, with incorporation or reduction of molecular oxygen; monooxygenase activity; heme binding
Source: RefSeq, a predicted model, not a curated record